CGCUCUCACGCUCCCUUAUUCGCUUUUACUUUCAGGUUUGAGCCACAGCUGCUACUUUCACUUCUUCUUCAACCUUCAUGUUUCAACAACGCCUUUAUAGUUAAAUCUACAUUUUACCCAUUUUCUGAUAAAACCCUAAUUUGAUCCAAAUGACCCACUUGUAAAUUUUCAAUUUUUUUUUCAACUGUAAUCACUUCAACCCCCUAUAUCUGGAACAAAAAUGGCAGACACGGAUCCGUCCAAAAAAGUGGCCGAUAGAUAUCUGAAGCGUGAAGUCCUUGGUGAAGGUACCUAUGGAGUUGUGUACAAAGCCAUUGAUACCCACACAGGACAGACAGUUGCAAUUAAGAAAAUUCGGCUUGGCAAGCAAAAAGAAGGGGUAAAUUUUACGGCCCUCAGAGAAAUUAAGCUUCUUAAGGAACUCAAAGAUCCAAAUGUUAUUGAAUUGAUUGAUGCAUUCCCACAUAAAGGGAAUUUGCAUCUGGUGUUUCCAUUCAUGGAGACGGAUCUUGAAGCAGUCAUACGAGAUCGAAAUAUUUUUCUUUCACCAGCUGAUACGAAAUCCUACCUUCAAAUGACACUAAAAGGUCUUGCUUUUUGCCACAAGAAAUGGGUUUUGCAUAGGGAUAUGAAGCCAAAUAAUUUAUUGAUAGGAUCUAAUGGACAGCUGAAACUUGCAGAUUUUGGUUUAGCACGGAUGUUUGGAAGUCCAGAUAGAAGGUUCACUCAUCAGGUUUUUGCUCGGUGGUAUAGAGCUCCUGAGCUAUUAUUUGGUGCCAAGCAAUAUGGUUCUGGGGUUGAUGUUUGGGCUGCAGCAUGUAUAUUUGCUGAACUUCUUCUUCGUCGACCUUUUUUGCAGGGUACAAGUGACAUUGAUCAAUUAGGAAAGAUUUUUUCUGCAUUUGGCACUCCAACAGCUUCUCAGUGGCCUGAUAUGGUAUACCUGCCUGAUUAUGUCGAAUACCAAUAUGUUCCUGCCCCCCCUCUGCGAUCUUUAUUUCCGAUGGCAAGUGAUGAUGCUUUAGAUCUGUUGUCAAAGAUGUUUACAUAUGAUCCAAAGGCUAGAAUUUCAGUGCAGCAGGCACUAGAGCAUAGGUACUUUUCUUCUGCUCCUCUACCUUCGGAUCCGGAGAAGCUCCCCAGACCUGCUCCUAAGAGGGAGUCUAAGGCUUCUGAUUUCAAUUUACAGGAGGGUCCUACUGUAUUAUCACCUCCAAGGAAGUCUAGGAGAGUAAUGCCAGGACGUGAUGGGUUUGAAGGAAAUUCUCUGCAAGCAGAUAAGGUUGAUGACAGUUUUGGUGAUUUCAGACAGACAACGGAUGAUAAUACAGGCAAGAAUGAAUCAGCUCCAAUGUCUGUAGAUUUUUCUAUCUUUGGAUUAAAACCUCCAAAUAGACCUACAAUUAACAGUGCUGACAGAUCAUAUUUAAAAAGAAAAUUAGAUCUAGAAUUUCAACACCCAGAAUGAAUAUUCUGUGGCGGAUGCAUUCACACAAGCUUAUGGAGGGUAAAAUACAUUUGAAGACUUGUUAGUAUGUCAUUCUUUAUCUCUGUUUCUAUGUGUGAAGCUACAACAAAUAUGUAACUGAAGAAGUCACUGAAGAUUAGUUGUAGUUCAGAUGCCUAAAAGUCUGCUAUAGAGAAAAGAAAAGAAAAGAAAAAGGAAAAAUUAUAAUUACCACACACUCACACUGGUACCCCUUGUACAUUUUUUGUUCUAUACAUUUUCAGAAAACUAGUAUACUUGAGUUAAUGGAAGAUAUUCAGUAUGAUGGCAUUUUCACGAGAGUGGCUGUGUGUGGCACUUGAAAAAAAAUAAAUUUUGGGGGAACUUGAUUUGAACACAAAUUUGUUAUUUAACAUAAGAUUUUUUCAUAUGCACGUGGAGCGUGUAUUAUAUGUGCUUUAUUGGGUGCUUCAGACAGGUGAAUUCCAAUUUUAAUUGAUUGAAUGAUUUUUUGUUUU
This is a messenger RNA of Cajanus cajan (pigeon pea), 1965 nucleotides long. NCBI's taxonomy places the organism in Eukaryota, Viridiplantae, Streptophyta, Magnoliopsida, Fabales, Fabaceae. The record is from RefSeq and is a predicted model, not a curated record.